UCCACCAAACUGGCUUGAAACCACGUCUACUUCCGCUCGGGUCAGUCUACGACGUGCUGUCAGCGCCGGAUCUGGACACAUCAACAGGGGGAUAAACAAUUUCUCUCCAUAGCUCCUCACCUCUAUAAAUACCCCUACUGCUCGCUACUACCUACCAGAAUGAAUGUGGGUGUGGCACACAGUGAGGUGAACCCAAACACUCGGGUGAUGAACAGUCGAGGCAUCUGGCUGACCUAUGCACUUGGUGUUGGAAUACUUCACGUUGUACUCUUGAGCAUACCCUUCUUCAGUGUGCCAUUGGUGUGGACUCUAACUAAUGUCAUUCACAACUUUGGAAUGUAUGUGUUCAUGCAUGCGGUGAAAGGCACGCCCUUUGAGACCCCUGACCAAGGAAAAGCCAGACUUCUUACACAUUGGGAACAGCUUGACUACGGCGUGCAGUUCACUUCAUCAAGAAAGUUCUUCACCAUCUCCCCGAUCAUUCUAUACUUCCUGGCAAGUUUCUACACAAAGUACGACACAACACACUUCGUCAUAAACACUGCCUCACUUUUGAGCGUUCUGAUUCCCAAGCUGCCACAGCUACACGGAGUGAGAAUUUUCGGCAUUAACAAGUAUUAAGACAUUGUAAAUGCUGUGCCUCAUAGCAACUGCAGUUAAUUCCUAUGUGGUCUGUACCGCAUGGUGUGUACCGAGUAGUACAGUUUGUGUAAACGCCAUUGUCGUUGUUACAAUAUUCAGUCUGAAGAUGAAAUGUAUAAAAAAACAGGUGUAUGUUUGUAGAUGACAGGAUGCCAUAUGCAUAACUAACUUAUGUGAAUAUUUAAUGAUGUAUUUUUUGGCCUGCAUAGACCUGGGCUGGCCCAGGCACCAGUCAGGCUUUUGGUGUAGUUCAUGUUUUUCUUUCUUUGCCCUCAAUUCACAUGGUAUGAGUAUAAGUUUGUUUCUACCCACAAAGAUAUCCCCAGUGUAUUUUUCAAAGAUGUUUACUUCCUGAGGGUAGGAGCCUGUGGCUCAUUUUAUUGGUACACUCUCAUUUUGUAAUGGGCGCCAAACUGAGUGAAAAAUGGAAUCAUACUCUUUAUUUGCAUGAUUUCUUUGGUAUGUGAAUCAUUUCUCACUUAUAACUCAAUCAAACAGGGGCAAUUCUUCAUUGUAGAGUUUGUGUGAAUGUUAUGUCCUGUGUAUUAAAAUAAAAGUCCUGUAUGUGGAAAUGAGACAAAU
Molecule: messenger RNA, 1224 nt
Organism: Scophthalmus maximus (turbot)
Lineage: Eukaryota; Metazoa; Chordata; Actinopteri; Pleuronectiformes; Scophthalmidae
Gene: ormdl1
Product: ORMDL sphingolipid biosynthesis regulator 1
Exons: 4
Coding region: 160-621 (153 amino acids)
Biological process (GO): ceramide metabolic process; negative regulation of ceramide biosynthetic process; intracellular sphingolipid homeostasis
Cellular component (GO): endoplasmic reticulum membrane
Source: RefSeq, a predicted model, not a curated record